AUGCCUAGAAAGAAGUCUGCUUCCAAGAGAGCUAAGGAAGCUCAAGACAAGGAAAUUUCAAACGAGAAUGCCCCAGAAGAAACCAAAACCAGAAUCGAAGAGCCUGAACCUUCCGAUGAUGAAUCUUCCAGUAGUGAGGAAGAAGAUGAAUAUGGGGACUUAUUGGAUAACGAAACCGAUAACCAAAUCAAUCGAGUUUUGGAUGCCUUGAAGUCUAAUGACUCGCUGUUAAAGAACAAAGAUGUGAAAUUUUUCGAUGAGCCUGAAGAAGCGGUCAAGAAAUUGGAAAAAAGUGGUACUGCUGAAAAGAACCGUCCAAUGUAUUUGCACGAUUAUCAUAGAAUUAAUUUAUUGAACGGCGGGGGUCUUGCGGACGAUGAUGAGGAACAAAAUGAUGAAGGUCUCAAGACUUAUGCAGAACAACAAAAGGAAGAUAAAGACCAAUUGCUUUCGGAAAUCAAAAACGCAUUUGGCGAUGAUGGGGGCAAUGAAAAUAACAGCAAUGGAGAUGAUGAUGAUGAUGACGACGACGAUGAUGAUUUCCUUAAGAAGAAAGAAAGAAAGAGAGAACCAAUAGUUGAAGCUCAAUUGCCAAAUCCUGAAGAAGAUCAAGAAAAGUUUUUAUCAGAAUUUUUGAACCAACAUGCCUGGAUUCCAAGAUCGAAAAAUGAUACCGAAAAUUUGGACUUGGGAACUGAAGAUCAGGAUGCUCUUAGGGCCGAGGAAGAGUUUGAUGAUGCAGUUGAAAAUUUUGAAAGAGUGUAUAACUUCAGAUAUGAGGAUUCCACUUCUGCGGAAAUUAUUUCGUAUGCCAGAAGUCAAGCCACAAUGAGAAGAUCGAAAAUGAAUUCCAGAAAGAAACAAAGAGUCAAGAAGCAGGAGAAGAUUAAAGAAAAGAAAGAAAAGCACGAGCAAAACCUUAAAAAGAAGAAACAAGAUAAAAUCAAUAAAGUCAUGGAUAGAUUGGCGGAAAUUAAGAAGGCCGUUGGUGAAGAUGUUGACACUGAAUUGGUUCAAAAGGUCUUUGGUGAAAGUUUAUUGAAUGAUGACUUUGACGAUGGAGAGUGGGAUAAUAAGAUGAAUCAAAUUUUCGAUGAAAAGUACUAUAAUGCUGAAGAGAAGCCGCAAUGGGAUGACGAUGAUGAAAUUAUGCAAGAAUUUUAUGAUGAGAAGAAAAACAAGAAUGACGACGAUGAUGAUGAUCAAGAAGAUGAAGAAGCUGAAGCUGAAGAGACACAAGCUAAUACUGAAGAACAACAAGAUGAAGCUGAAGAAGUUGAAGAAGAUGCCCCACCAAAAAAGAAGUCGAAGAAGGAAAAAUUGGCGGAAAAGAAGUCUGCUAAAAAAUCCAAAGAAUCCUUAAAGAAGCAAGCUGAACAGAUUGUUCAAUCCAAUAUAAUGAAAGUUGAGGAAGAGGUGGAUGAUGAAGAAUCAAAGGAGAAUGACGAUGGUCCUAAAUUCAAAUAUAUCCAAGUUGAGCCAGAAACAUUUGGUUUGACCCAGAAAGAAAUCUUGCUUGCCGAUGAUAAAGAUUUGAAUGAAUUUAUUGGUUUGAAAAAGUUGGCACCAUACAGAGAUCCUAACCAUGUAGCAAAGGACAGAAGAAAGGUUUCUAAAAAGAGAAGAUUGAGAGAUUGGAGAAAGCAGGUAUUCGAUAAUGAAGAAGGUUUGCAAUGA
Saccharomycopsis crataegensis is the source of this 1677-nucleotide messenger RNA. It is a transcript of the gene KRI1, whose product is annotated as Kri1p. The transcript has a single exon. Gene Ontology annotation, cellular component: 90S preribosome; nucleolus. Bases 1 to 1677 code for a protein of 558 amino acids. The record is from RefSeq and is a predicted model, not a curated record. Gene Ontology annotation, biological process: endonucleolytic cleavage in ITS1 to separate SSU-rRNA from 5.8S rRNA and LSU-rRNA from tricistronic rRNA transcript (SSU-rRNA, 5.8S rRNA, LSU-rRNA). Lineage: Eukaryota; Fungi; Ascomycota; Saccharomycetes; Ascoideales; Saccharomycopsidaceae.